Vespa crabro (European hornet) is the source of this 4013-nucleotide messenger RNA. RefSeq lists its product as uncharacterized. Lineage: Eukaryota; Metazoa; Arthropoda; Insecta; Hymenoptera; Vespidae. The record is from RefSeq and is a predicted model, not a curated record. Bases 3 to 3494 code for a protein of 1163 amino acids. The transcript is spliced from 8 exons.
AAAUGGUCGAUCUUGAAAGAUCAAUUGAAAAUUCAGAUAGUCAAGGUAGAAACGUAAUACUUUGGGGAAAUAAAAAUAUUAACGUAAAGAAUGAUUUUCUUAAUGAAAAAAAUCCUAAUAUAUAUGAACGUAGUAAACGUAGCGAUGGAAGUCAUAACGAGGAACAAUAUAAUUUUAAUAAAGAUUCUUAUAACGAAAAAACGAAUCAAGAGUCCAAUGACUAUUGGCGAACAAAUAAUUACAAAGAGUUGACUAACGUCGACGAUUUGAUAGCGCAACAAGCUAAACUCUUCGAUUAUGAUAACAAUGAUAAUAACAACAACGAUAACAAUAAUAAUGAUAAUGAUAAUGAUAAUAAUAAUAAUAAUAAUAAUAAUAAUAAUAACAACAAUAACGUUCUCAGUGAAACUAAACGAAUGACAAAACGUAAAACUCCAAAGAGAGGAUUAUUCUGGAUCGAAGAAAAUGAGAGUAAUAAUCGAUCUUUGUCGAAUAACGAGUGGAAAUGUUUCAUUGGUAAAAAUCAUCGUAAACUUCUUCAAAGUUACGACGAGAGUUUGGAAGAAGAUCUUGUUACCAACGCAGGAUCAACGAGGAAUGAGAUAAGUAAAGUCGCCAAAACUUGUCGUGGAAGGAACGACGAAAGGAAACUGGGUAACGAAGAGUCAGCGAUUAAUCGAGACGAAGAAGAAGAACAACGGGAUAAUAUCGACGAGAAUUCUAAAGAAAAUUUUGAAAGGAACGAGGAAAACGACGAAAAGGAUAAUUCGAAAGCUGAAAGAUACAUAAGAACGUUAGAAAGAGCAAAGAAUCCGUACGAGGCAAGAGUUAAUAUGAUGAUAAAGCAACGAAUAGCAUUGAAACACAAGGAGGAGAAAAAUCAUGUUAGAAGGAAACGUUGUCCUUUGGGUAUAAUCGAGUAUUACGAUUACGACGAGGAGAUUAACGAACGAUCAAGAGAGUCGCAAGCUGUAGGUGAUAACGAGCAAAAGAGCGACGAUAAGAAGGAAAGUCUGGUUGGCUCGAGCUUAGGGCUUGAUGAUAACUUGCGAGAAUCUCAAAACGAUACGUUAAUAAAGAAGAAGAAUGAACAAGCCGAGGAACAAGAAAAAGAGAAGAAAAGAAAAGAGCAAAUGAAGAACAAAGAGCCAAAGCAACAAUUCCUCAUCGACCUCGAACAAGUACAAGUUAAAAACGGGAAUCCGUCCAAGUCUCUGAGGAGCAAGGUCGCGCUUGAGGACGCCGGAGAGGAGGAUAAAAGCUCGCAAAUGAAUCGAGAAAAAUCAUUUUUAAACGAGGCCGCCGCCGCCGCCGCCGCCGCCUCCAGCAAGGUUCGCGAUGAGAAAUCAUCUCCUAGAGAUUGUCAAACGAAAUGGUCGAACAAGGAAAAGAAACAAAAUGAAAAUAAUCGACUGAUCGAAGAACCUAAUCGAGAAAUUGUAAACGUCGAGAGAGUUAUACCGAAGGAAUCUCUCGAAUAUAUAUUCCGAGGACCAGAAACUCUCCAACGAGAGAUAGUCGAUGUUGUUUUCGGUGGCGUACAACCAAUCGAAUUACCAGAACGUGAGAAAAAGUUGGACAGUUUCGGAAAGGCCAGAUCGGAAAAUCAAGUAGCUGUGAAGAAAUUAGAUGAGAAGGAUUACGACGACAUCGACAACGUGCUGUACGAGGAACUGAAGAAAUUAUACGAUUGGGAGGAUAACGAGAAUAAAAACGGGCCUCGGUUUAAAGGAGAUCAACGAAUGCAUGAGGAGUCCAAUGAUGAUCUCGAAAGGAAGACGAAUAACAAUAACAAUAAUACGUCGGCAAGUAAUUACAUGGCUUUAAAGAAGACGGACGAUCUCUUUAAAGGUGGAGUAGAGCAAGGCGAUAUUUUCGAGGAGAGAACACCAACUAAGAAUCAUCAGUCAAAUCCAAAGUAUAGCAAUAUCGGGAACAUCGAAUGGAAAGUGAUCCCCGUAGUGGAAACUAUAAAUGAUUCACGUUCCAAAUCAAGCGGAGUGCUUCGAUCGGGGUUAUCCAAGCGAAAAACUGCGCCCGAGACCGAUUCAGGUUCGCCUUAUGAAAAUGGAAAGUACCACGAUUCCACGAACGAACUAGAAGAGAACGUUCCAAGUAUCGACGGUGAUAAACGCUCGCUACUCGAGUCUAAAGAUAUGCACGAAUCUUUCGUAGAGCCUAUGGAUCGUAUCGAUGAUUUCGACGACGACAUUAAAGUUAGAUUGGGAAGAGGCCUGAAAACGAUCAGCGAUGAUUCAAUAAAAAACGAAACCUCCGACAAUACCAAUUCGACUAAUGUUUCUUCUAUAAAUAAUGAAAAUCUAACAACGAUUAUGAACAUUGUAAAAAUACCAACGAAUUAUGAAAUAAAUAUAAUUAAUUCGUCGUAUUAUACCCGAGAAAUCAAUGAUAAUUCUAACGAAACGAUAAAAAAAAAUGAAAAAAAAAGAUCGAGCAACGAAAGUCAUUCGAUCGUGAAUAGCGUUAAAAUUGGAUCUAGUAGACGUCCUCGAUUGGAACCAUUGGCCAAUAGAAAUGCAUCGAGAGUGAAACGAGAAGGAAAUUCUUACUCGUUAAAUUACGACAAAGGAAAUCCUUACGAUACGUAUUAUUCACAUUCGAACGAUAUCACGAAGGAUCUUUACACGAUUGAUCCUUACAAAUAUAAAGAAAACGAUAAUACGCAUUUGAAAUAUAACGACUUGAACGAUCUUUAUAAACAGAACGAGGAUGAUUCGAACGGUAGUAAGAUUAAUGAUAAAAGAAAGAAUAAGAAUAAAAGGAAACGAAACAAGAAGAGAAAGAGGAAGAGAAAGAAGAAUAAGAAUAAGAAGGAUAAUAGGAGAUGGAAGAAGAAGAGGAAGAAGAAAAAGAAGAAGAAGAAAAAUUCCAAUUGGAAAGUGGCCAAGAAACGUGUUAGAAAUUUGAACAAAGACGAUAGAUUCGAGUUUCUCGGUGAUACGAAAAGGAGGAGGAAACUUUCGAAACGCCGUCCAUACGCGAAUUUUCGCGACGUCGCAUGGAAGAAGGAACAACGCCGUCGAAGAAAGAAGAAAAAUAUGGCCGGGAAGAAGGGAAAGGAAGUGGAGAAGAUCGAAAUGAUGAGAAAUCGUGAGACGGGUGAGGCGAAGGGAAUUCGAAGGAAUUCUCAUGCCGAUAUCAUAGCUGGCGCUAACGUGAUUCAACAGGAGAGUGUGAACGAUCAAAACACAAUGAGAGAGAAGGAGACGGAGAAUGAGGAUACCCGUAGAAAGAAGCUCGCUAUGCUCCUGACAGCUGACAACAUGGAAGAUGAAUCUCAAAUGGAUUUGGCUCUUCAUGGAGAAUUGGCUGGAAAAAUCGUCGAAAACAUUUUCGAACAAGUGCAAAAGAACGAGGCCCUUAAGGUAGCUCUAGGUCCGGGACUUUAUAGAAAGAACAAGCCCGAAGAUUCGAUCGAAACUGAUAAGACUUAUCAUCAGGGAUUCGACGAAGACGAGGUAUCUCAAUUUUAAGAAAUAUUUAUCUCGAUAUUUUCUUUUUUUGAGAACCCAGCGAAAUGAGAAAUCAUAUAAUAAUUUUAUCAUUAAUUUUUGACAUUGUACUUGCUUAUCUCGUAUUAUGUCACUAAAUUGAAAAUAUUUCAACGAAGAUCUUUAAAAAAGAAGUCUUUUUUCAAUUAAUCUUCGAAAAAACUGGACCGAUUAUUCUUUGGGAACAGAUAAAACAUACCGAGAAGACGAUGAAGAAAGUUAUGGAACUUCUUGGUCGACUGGUGUUGGACGAAGUCCAAAGGAAAACUUGCGCGGCAUUACCACCGGACAUGCGACAAUUUUUAGAGUGGAUGUUGGAAGUCAACGGGCAGAAAGAAUUGCAGGAACAAGUAAAAAAAAAAAAAAAACAAACAAAGGAAAAAAAAAACAAAGAAAAAAAACUUGCAUUUAUCAUUAAAUAUGAAAAAUCGAUCCCUCGUUAUAUCGACGUUAGAAUAAAUUAAAUCGAAGAAAAUGUUUGAUUAAAAUUUACAGACACCU